Messenger RNA from Fusarium mangiferae, 1617 nucleotides. RefSeq lists its product as uncharacterized. Bases 1 to 1617 code for a protein of 538 amino acids. Gene Ontology annotation, molecular function: transmembrane transporter activity. Gene Ontology annotation, biological process: transmembrane transport. Lineage: Eukaryota; Fungi; Ascomycota; Sordariomycetes; Hypocreales; Nectriaceae. The record is from RefSeq and is a predicted model, not a curated record. The transcript has 2 exons.
AUGCAGAACGACAGUAAAGAAACAACGACACUGCGACUUGCAGCUGACGAGAGCCCUACCACCGAUGAAAUCGCACAGACGGGACUUAAUAACGAACCGAUCCUUACAAGAGAACCAUUUUCAAUCGCUGCUGUACAGAAUGAGGACGCGCCAUGGUCGAUAUGGUCUCCGAAACAGAGAAAGAUGAUCAUUCUGACAGCCUCUUUCGCGUCGCUGCUCUCUCCCCUCUCAAGCCAAAUAUACCUUCCUGCUCUUGACACCAUCGCCAAGGACUUGAACGUCACGAACAGCCAGGUCAAUUUAUCAAUCACGACAUACUUGGUCCUUCAAGCUAUCGCACCGACAUUCACGGCCCAGCUAUCCGAUACCGUGGGUCGAAGACCUUUAUACAUGGCUUGUUUCGUCCUCUACAUGGCGGCCAACCUCGGAUUGGCUCUGCAAAAUAACUACGCGGCGCUGUUGGUGCUACGAUGCUUUCAGAGUGCUGGUAGCAGUGGGACCACGGCUUUGUCCAAUGCCGUGGCGACAGAUAUUACGACGUCUGCCCAGCGUGGCAGCUACAUUGUAUAUGCUGCAGCUAUUCCAAUGCUGGGACCAACGCUUGGUCCUAUAGCUGGCGGUCUGCUCGCUCAAUAUCGCGGAUGGCAUUCCGUUUUCUGGUUUCUCUUCGGGUUGACUGGCGCUGUUGCAGUUCCCAUGGCCAUCUUGUUCCCUGAAACGUGUCGCGAAAUCGUGGGCGACGGGUCUAUCCCACCACAAAGCUGGAAUCGAUGCUAUACGAACGUACGCAUGGAACGGAGAUUAAUGAAAGAGGGCAAGGAUGUGCCACACAAUAAACGCAAUGAGCUCGGAGCGUCACGAUAUGCUUAUAGCUGGAUUCCAAACCCCUCCAGCACAAUCACGCUGCUGUUAGAAAGGGAGUGUGGCUUCACACUGCUCUACGGUUCGUUGCUCUGCUGCUCGUUCUAUGCUACGCUCACUCUUAUCCCCUCGCAAUUCCACGAAAUCUACGGCUUUAACGAGCUCCAAAUCGCGUUAUGCUUUAUUCCUUUUGGAGUGGGUAGCCUCGUCGCCGCUUUCAACCGAGGGCGCAUGCUUGACUCCAACUUCCGCCGUCACGCAACUCGUCUCGGCAUCCCUACCGACAAGAACAAGCAGACGGAUCUCACUAACUUCCCUAUCGAGCGUGCGAGGCUUGAGGUCGCCCUGCCGACGAUACUCUUAGGCAGCGCAUGCAUGGUCGGCUUCGGAUGGACGCUGCACUACAAGACCAACCUAGCCGGGCCGCUGAUCUUGUUAUUUGUCAUUGCAUUUUGCCUCUCCGCUUCUCUGAACUGUGCUACAUGUCUUAUGCUGGACCUGUACCCGGGAAAGGCGGGCACUGUUACGGCUUCGAACAACCUGCUGCGUUGCUUGUUGGGAGCUGGCGCGACUGCUGCUGUGGUCCCGAUGAUCAACGCCACUGGAACUGGAUGGACCUUGACUGUAUUCGCCCUCCUCAAUAUCGUAUCUCUGCCACUACUGUGGCAUGUUAUGAGGCAUGGGCCGGGCUGGAGAGCUGAGACAUCACGUAAGAAGGAGAUGGAGCAAAACCGUGCAGUUGAAUCGACGACCUAA